Molecule: messenger RNA, 762 nt
Organism: Talaromyces proteolyticus
Lineage: Eukaryota; Fungi; Ascomycota; Eurotiomycetes; Eurotiales; Trichocomaceae
Exons: 3
Coding region: 1-762 (253 amino acids)
Biological process (GO): protein phosphorylation
Cellular component (GO): cytoplasm
Molecular function (GO): protein serine/threonine kinase activity; ATP binding
Source: RefSeq, a predicted model, not a curated record
AUGGACGAUAUUCUUUCCGAGAAACUACCUAGCGAUGUCGAAAAGAAUAACGCUGGCAUCGACGUUCAGUCUCAAACACCCGACGAAGUGAGUUUUCGUGAGCAGGCAUUGUCUCAUGUUCUUGAUGGGUUUCCGUAUUCUCGAAUGGAUAGAAUCUUCGUCAAGUUCGGGAAUGUAAGGCCACGGGGAUACGAUGGGAUGGAGGUGGGAAAUCUCUCUCACCCAGUGACGUUUGUCAAGAAAGUAAAUCUCGCUGCUGUGAAUGGGAGACAUGAGGCGCUCAAGAAAACCUAUCACCAAAACCUCGUGAAUUUAACUGGCAUAUCGAUCACGGAUGACGCCGCCUAUUUAAUUUACGAACGGACAGGUUUAUCUUUGGCGGAAAUCAAGAAGUACGGGCGCCUUACAUUUGAUAGAAUCGCAGUGGCAACGAUUUGCAGAGAGAUUAUACAUGGAUUAAUUUACAUACAUGAUAUUUUAAGGAUCAGUCAUGGCGAGCUCAAUUGCGACAACGUGUUUGUUAAUGAGGAUGGUGAGGUUCACAUCGGAAAUAUUGGAGACAGUAUGAUGAAAGAAGGCAAGCAAAACGGUUCAGAUGAUCUUCAAGGAGUUUACGAUAUUGCCCUCAGUCUUCUCAACCUCAAGGCGGAUUCGGAUAAGACCAGCAUGUCAUUUUACUUGGCGGAUCACUUUACAAAGUUACCAUCCAAUAUUCAGCUCCAGGAUGUUCUCAAGGCAUGGAAAAUUCCGUUCGUAGGCUAG